Messenger RNA from Colletotrichum acutatum, 1102 nucleotides. RefSeq lists its product as uncharacterized. The transcript is spliced from 5 exons. Bases 157 to 957 code for a protein of 266 amino acids. The record is from RefSeq and is a predicted model, not a curated record. Lineage: Eukaryota; Fungi; Ascomycota; Sordariomycetes; Glomerellales; Glomerellaceae.
GACAAUACAGCCCGAAGAGAAUGCACUAGUGCGAUACUCGAACAUUGCUCCGAAGUCACAGGGUCAAAGCGAAAGCGGGCGCCAAAAUCAGACCUGCUCACUAAUUUGACAAUCGGCGGGGCUUAUUCCCGGCUUACUCAAAUACUCGAUCAGUCUAUGUUUACCUCUAUUGUUUUGGCACCCUGGAGACUGGAAGUCAUAUUUACCUGUUCACCAGGCUCGAAAAUGUCCCUCCAUAUCGCUGUUGUCCGCUCAAGAAGGAUGCGAUCCCUGAAGAGUCAAUGCCGCAAUGUUCCUUGGCAAGACAUAACUCCUCUCACUAUCAUCACAGAGCAAAUCAGCAUCAAUCUUGCCUUCAAGUCAAAGGGAUCCAUGUGGAAUGGCAUGGCAGCUGAACUACACAAAAGGGGCAAUCAUCUCGCCUCGACCUUUCUAGAGGCUGCCUUCACUGGUUUCCAAUAUCCUUCUGCUGGCCCUCGGGUCCCAAACUUAGAAAGUCUGACGGACGCGUUUGAAACCCGUUGCACUGGAGGCGUUGUGAUUGGAGGGGUAUCAAAAGGGUCUUGUUAUCCUGGCAGAGGCACUACUUUCAUAGUCAAUCCCAGAGACCGGCCGGCGCCGAGUACAUCCAGUCUUCAAUCAGGUACCUCACGUUUCUACUCCGCAGAAUAUUUUAGAGUAUCAAAAUUGUACUGGAGGGAUAGCUCCCUCGUAUUCCUAGAGCCAGCACGUCAAUCCUACCCUAAUCUAAAGCUUUGGGUCCGAGUCUCAGACACUUGGAAAGCUUGGAUGCGACGGGUUGGCCCGCGUUUGCGGGUGACAGCGGGAACCAACAUCAGCACCCCCUUCUUAACUUGGCUGGAAGGCUCGAUCUCGGAUUUUUCGCAUGAGUCACUUUCAUGCGACCAAAUUACGAAAGUUCAAACCUCAAACAGUGGCAUCAUCUCAGAUAAGUGAGCGCGCCAUUUCAAUAAAUGCGGCCACCAAUGGGGUGAUUGACAAUGCUUUCAUUUCUAAUGUAAACAUCUGGGAGAAGACCAAGCGUCAAACAGCCACCUGAAGCUGAUGGUAAUAUAAGUGACUGGAUUGUAUUCUUGACCCA